Messenger RNA from Prunus persica (peach), 2169 nucleotides. RefSeq lists its product as uncharacterized. The record is from RefSeq and is a predicted model, not a curated record. The transcript is spliced from 5 exons. The coding region runs from base 463 to 2145 and encodes 560 amino acids. Gene Ontology annotation, biological process: protein folding in endoplasmic reticulum. Gene Ontology annotation, cellular component: cytoplasm; membrane. Lineage: Eukaryota; Viridiplantae; Streptophyta; Magnoliopsida; Rosales; Rosaceae.
GAAAUCAAAUCGAAGCAAAACCGUUACAAAAGAAAGCGACACAGGCAGUGACGACGACGAUGAAGAUGAAUAUAAAAAGGGGGAAGACGUUUGACGCUCAAGGCAAAGCGAACAAUCUCCUUAAACUACGCCGUAUUGACGCUCUGUUUUCGCUCUUCUACGAUGACUUCGCAUUUCUGAUUUGCUUUCGCUAAUCUCGAAAAUUUCCCCGCUUUGCCGAUUUUGUUUUGUUCUUAUUUGUUGAUCGUUUCAAUACGAUACCGACUGAUUCACCAACCUGCAAGGUACUCUGUUCUCUGUUUUUUCUUCGUUCAGCAGUGGAUUGGAUUGAUGUGCAAUGCAAAGGUCACGUAGAGCUCUUCUGCAAAGAAGAGCUUUGGGGUUCGGCGGAAGGAGCCGCUUGUAUAAGGUGUCUCUGUCUUUAGUUUUUGUCUUGUGGGGGCUUGUCUUUCUUUUCAGCUUAUGGUUCAGUCGUGGAGAUGGAUACAGAGUCUCUUCUUUGUGUUAGAUGGAUCCACUGUAUCUCCAGUUGGUAUAUCAACUUGGGACAAAGCUAAGCUGGACCGGGAUGAACACUCUGAUUCUGUAGAUAUACAAAAAGAAACUGAUUUGGUCUACUAUUCUGGUGGUGCGUGCGCAAAUGGUGUUGAAACCAGUGGUUUAAAUGGUGAAUUCUUUGCUAGUGAAGGAAGUAGACAUUGUGCCUCAGCUGAAGGAAAUAUAUUUUUUGACUCAGCUGUUAGUGAGCAACCUGAGGUGGUGAGCUCUGGUUCAGGUGUGAAACUUGAAAAUGAUGCUCCAAAGAAUGGCCGCCUACCUCGUGCUGUGCCACUUGGUCUUGAUGAGUUCAAGAGCAAAACAUUUAAUUCCAAAACUAAAUCUGGAAAUGGUGAGGCUGGAGGCAUAAAACACAGAGUGGAGCCUGGUGGUGCUGAAUACAAUUAUGCUUCAGCUGCAAAGGGAGCCAAGGUCUUGGCUUUUAACAAGGAAGCUAAAGGUGCCUCUAAUAUCUUAGGCAGGGAUAAGGACAAGUACCUUCGCAAUCCAUGUUCUGCAGAAGGAAAAUUUGUCGAUAUAGAGCUUUCAGAAGAAACGUUAGUAGAUACAAUUCAAAUAGCUAAUCAUGAGCACUAUUCUUCUAAUUUAAAGGCUUUUGAGCUGCUUGGCAGUUUGGUCUAUCCAACAGAUGAAUGGGUUCUACUUGGGAAUUUCACUGCUGCAAAUAAUAAGCUUGCACAAAGGUUUGAUCUUCAGGAACCGAAGUGGGUGAGAUAUAUAAAGUUGAAUCUUUUGAGCCAUCAUGGUUCAGAAUUCUAUUGCACACUCAGUGUUGUUGAAAUUUAUGGAGUGGAUGCUGUUGAGCGAAUGCUUGAGGAUUUGAUUUCUGUUGAAAACAGUCCGUUUGUGUCUGAGGGAGCAACUGUUGACCAGAAACCUACGUCCUCCAACCCAGACUCCCCUGAGGUUGAUGAAUUUUAUCAUAAUAUUGUUAAAGAAUUGGAACCUGAAUAUGCAGUUGGACACUCUGACCUGAACAAUGAAAUAAUGAAAAGUGAAGUGCCUGAUCCUAUCAAAGAGGUUCGCCAUCUACAAGUUAACAGGAUGCCUGGGGACACCGUUCUUAAAAUACUAAUGCAGAAAGUUCGUUCCUUGGAUUUUAGUUUAUCAGUUCUGGAGCGAUACCUGGAGGAAUCUAAUUCAAGAUAUGGCAGUAUUUUCAGAGAAUUCGACAAAGAUUUGGGAGAAAAAGAUUUAGAUGUACAGAAGAUCAGAGAAGACAUAAGGAAUCUCCUUGAAAGCCAGGAAAUCAUUGCUAAAGAUGUUCGCAACCUUAUAUCUUGGCAGUCCCUAGUCUCCAUGCAAUUGGGUAAUUUAGUCAGGGACAAUGCUAUCCUCAGAUCUGAGGUUGAAAAGGUGAGGGAGAAGCAGCAAUCUGUAGAUAAUAAGGGUAUCAUAAUAUUUCUUGUAUGUUUAAUUUUUUCAUUGUUAGCUCUUGUGAAGCUUUUCAUAGAUAUGGCGGUUAGUGUUUAUAUGGCAUUUAGUGUUCAUAGAACAGACCAGUCCAGGAAAUUUUGUCGGUUGAGCCCUUCCUGGCUCUUUUUACUUGUGAGCUGUAUCCUUGUCCUAUUUAUAUCAUCAUUAUAAUCUUUGCAGCAACUCUUUAUUUUU